This is a messenger RNA of Pungitius pungitius (ninespine stickleback), 2690 nucleotides long. RefSeq names its product tripartite motif-containing protein 16-like. The record is from RefSeq and is a predicted model, not a curated record. Lineage: Eukaryota; Metazoa; Chordata; Actinopteri; Perciformes; Gasterosteidae. Gene Ontology annotation, molecular function: zinc ion binding.
AAGGACAUAUAUGGAUUCUUUGUGGUUCUUCAUUACAUUACCUGUCAUUUAGCUUACACUUUUAUCCAAAGCGACUUUCAAUAAGUGCAUUUCAACCAUAAGGAAACAAACUCAGUAGAACAAGAAACAAGAAAGUGCAGUUUACAGUACAGUACAUUCAGUAUAUAUCGUACAUUUUCUCUGGAAUAUUCUGAUGAAUUAGCAGAGCUUACUUACAGAAAUAACCAUACCACAAUUGAAGAAGUGCACAGAACGUUCUGAAUAUUUAAAACAUGUAAUUUAACAAAUAAAUGAAAAAAAAGGAGGAUUCUUCCCAAAAAAUGUAUUCACAACUACUGAGAACACCUCUAUUAUAGUUUGGUUUGGGUUAAUUUUAGAUGAUUGAAAGUCUACAGGAAAUAGUUUACCUUAGUAUUUUGACCUGCAACUGUAGGGUAUAGAAUAGUCAUUUGUGAACCAAACAAUUGCUAUUCAUCUACUAAUGUUAACUGUUUGUAGCUGCUUGAGUGUGAAUCCUGUCUCAAUUGCUACCUGUUUACGUAGUCAGAGAGAACAGAAUGUACUUGGGUCUGCCUAUUCAGCCAUCGUGACAAUCCUCACGUGCCGCCUACACAAAAAACAAGUGUGAUUGUUGCGUCUGUUCACAAAGCAGGAAGUUCUGCUGUAGAUUAGCGGCAUUAGGUGGAAGUCGGAUGCCUCUCAAAUAACUCUGUUAUCAGAAGGAAACAGUGGGACACUCCCACGUGGAGCCUGUUUCACCCCGAAAGUAUUCAUAGCGCUACUUUACACAGACUUUAGUGAUGUUUCUAUUCAACCAUUUAUCUCAUUGGGGAUGGAAGCUGGAGACAAUUGUACUCUUGUAACCAUUAUUGUUGAAUUUAAAGUUUUCAACUUUUCCAAAAAGUCAGUAAAGUUGUUAACUUGGAAAGAAUGAAAGAGAGGAUGUUAAUUUCCUUCCCUGGCUUAGUCAUUACACACUCGUCAUUUCCUCCCCUCCUCUCAGUAAUCUGCUUAGUCGUCAGUUGUUGUAUGCAGAGAGAAGAGAAGAUUUAAAAAGGGAGGGGUCUACAAUGCUUCAGCUAGCUGAGUCUGAAAUACCUUAGGCGAGGUUUUUAAUUAUUUCCCCCUCCUCUCAGAGGGUCUCGAGAUCUCAGGAAAAAGCAGCAGAGGAACCUUGUGAAUAGAGGAACCCUAUCAAUGGCUACUGCAAGCAGUAACAAUGAUGACACCUUGAAGGACAGUGAGCACACCAUGGACGUUGAGGAGGAUCCUGCCACCGAGACGUCUCAGGAUGUCUUAUGUGACUCCUGCAUGGACAGCCCCAGCAAGGCCCUGAGAUCCUGCAUGACCUGCCUGGUUUCUUACUGCGAGGCCCACCUCAGACCCCAUCUGGAGAAUGCCAAGUUUCAAAACCAUCGUCUGGUGGAUCCCCUCCACGACGUCGACCGUCAGACCUGUGAGUCCUCACAUCGGCGUCCUCUGGAGCGCUUCUGUCUGACGGACGGCCGCUGUUUGUGCCUGGAGUGUGAGGAGCACGAAGGGCACCCGACUGCCUCUGUACGGGAGGCACGGACACAGAUUGAGACAGAGCUGGAGAAGAAACAAAAAGAGAUCAAUCAAACUGCCUCGGCAACUGAGACAGAGAUCGGAAAACUCCAGAGUGACCAUGACUGGAUUAAGUCGUCAGUGCAGGACGUUUGUGUCACUGUCCUGGAGCAGUUUGCCAGGCUGCAGACAACCCUGGAGGAGGCCAGAAGAGGACUGGUGGAUGGGCUGGAGGCAGAGCAGAGAAAAGCCCUCAGACAGGCACAGAGCGUCCAGGCACAUCUGGAGCGGAGGAAAACAGGGCUGAUGAAAACUUUGGCCCAAAUGAACAAACUGUCAAGGAGCAAGUCUGAUGUAGACUUCCUGCAGGGGUAUUCACAGUGGAAGAUAGGCGUGGAAGAUGUAAGUCUGCCUGGUCCAAACAUCAACCGCAUGGACCAUCUGGCGUCUUGCCUCCAGGUAGUGACAGAUUCCACCCAGGAGCUGUGUGACCUGAUCCUCUCCUCAAACAUACUCAAAGUCUGUAAAAGUGUAGGGGCAAAAUCCUGGAUGCCAGAACCUGUACCUUCCUCCCUUCCCGAUUCUGAGACGCCGGAGGACUUCUUAAAAUACACAAGGAGUUUAACCUUUGACCCAGACACCAUCCAUCAGUUCCUACGUGUAACGGAGGACGACAGAAAGCUGACCAACACCAGCCCCUGGCAGCACACCUACCCAGAACACCCUGGUCGCUUCGAGUAUUGGCGUCAGGCGAUGACUUUAGAGAGCCUUUACCUCGGGAGGCACUACAUCGAGGCCGAACUGAGUGGGAAUGGUGCACAUGUAGGAGUCACGUACAAGAGCAUCGAUCCUAAAGGAGAGCAAAGCACCAGCUGCAUCACCGGGAACGACUCGUCCUGGUGCGUGGGGAGGAGCAGCCGAGGCUUCUCUGCCUGGCACGCCGGUGUGGAGGAGCCCUUGGAUGCCACGGACGUCACGAGGCUUGGCUUGACUUUCACUGAGGCUCUGUGUCUUUUUAUGAUGCCACCGGCCCGAUGAGGCGGCUGCACAACUACACUGCUGAUUUCACAGAGCCCUUACAUGUUACCGCCUGGCUGUCGAAAAAAGACAAUGUAGUUCAUCUUGUUAAUGACAAACUAUAUAAC